Porites lobata is the source of this 27581-nucleotide messenger RNA. NCBI's taxonomy places the organism in Eukaryota, Metazoa, Cnidaria, Anthozoa, Scleractinia, Poritidae. The record is from the annotation of a GenBank genome assembly.
AUGCCGGGGAUUGUUGUCUUUAAACGUCGGUGGAUGGUCGCAAGUGAUGAUUUAGUCAUUCCGUUUGGAAUUGCGUUUGUUUUCAGGGGACUGUGGUGAGUGAGCAAAUAUAUGUCAUUUUGUGAACUCCUUACCUAAUCUAAUCGACUAAUUUUCCAUGUAGUAUUUAGCUUUAUUUAAUAGCUCGCGUAACCGUGUUUUAACCGGAAUACUUAAGUAUGUUACAGCUUAAAACUUUUAUUGCAGAUAAAGAUAUUGAAUCGAGCAUUAGUUAAAAUUGCUGUCGGAAGGCUCAACAUCCGUUUUUCGUUGCGAAGAAAAUUGACAAAACACGCGAAAUAGAAUUCGUUAUUGUUUUGUUGGCACUGCACGUUUUGUUUCAUUGUAGCAAUGAAAGAAGUUUAUUUGUUCGAUUCGUCGCACAUUUUAUCUACUUGUUGUUCUCUACCGUAUCAUUUACCUUGCUUGGAGUCAUUCCAGUCUCUCGUUUAUUUUUCUCACCACCCGAUUUGUUGAUUUGAUUUUACGUUUCAGUGUUACAAAUAUCGUAGGUUGAUCAAAGUCACACAUACCGCAUCGCCAAAAUUCCUAAGGAGCCAAAAUCUUCUUCGAGAACGCCGAUUCAUUUCUGUACUUUUUAAAGCGUUUCAAAUCGUAGUAACAGUUUAACAAUGUCACUGAUCUUCCAUGAAAUAGUUGUAGACAUAAUGUAAUUUGCCGAAAUGUGAGUGAUAUUUUAAAGUUACCAAGCGCAAUAUAACAGAACUAGGACCCGCAUUGUUGCUGGUGCGAAAACAUGUCAUGAAUUUAUUUCGAGAUCGAAGUAUCCUUUUGCAGGCAUUUUAAAAUAAGUGCAACAAGGCUAUUCCAAAAUGGCUGAAAUUACAGGGGCACACACAGAGCAUUUGUUACAAAUGCCUGUAUUUUCUAAAAAGAGAGAUGAUGAAUGAAGGAGGUGUCUGUGAUGUUUUGGUUUCUAGACAUCUGGAAGAUAUACGAGCUAAGUCUUCAACUUGAUUAGCGGAGCAAGAAGAGUGAGAGCAUUCACAAAGUUACAAAUAGCGAGAUCAUGGACGAUUUAUUUUUACUAACAAAAUUAAUUUUUAUGGCAGUGCAAAGGUCUGUUACUUUUUUUUCAAUUUAAUUUAUUCCAUAAGUGCUUACUCAAGCAUUGCCAAAUAUGUCAAUGUUUACAAUAAUGUGAAGAAAUAAGCUUCUUUGCUCUUGCAGUUUCACAGCUUCUAUCACCAGCUACUCAAGAAAUCCCUCUCUUUUGGCUCAUUUAUUGUACUAGUGUUCAACUCACGUUAAAAUAAUUUUGAGUCCGAUAUCUCUCCUUGCAUAUUUAACACAAAAAAUAACAAAAUUGAAAAAUACAAAAAAUUAUCAAUGUGAAGAAUGUGAAGGCUGUCUCACAGGCGUUUUCUGCUGUCUGCCUUCUGUCAUUCAAAGUGCUAGCUAUGAAAAUCUGUUUGAUGUGUUGUGAGUUUACAAUGUUCCUGGUUGUUUAAACAAACUGUAGAUGAGUCAAUCAAGUAUCUACUAUCCUGCAAUAUUUUUUAGGCAAUUAACCACAUAUUGCACUGACCUUUAUGAAGCAUAAAUUCUAUGUGUUGUCAUGUAAGCAUUUUUUUGCCCUGAGGCCACGGCAUUUUCUAGAUGGUUGAUGCCUCACAUUUAAUACAUCUAUUACACACAAUCGCCCAUCUUUUCUGUUUUAGUUGUGCUGUUCAAAGAAAGGAUCUUGACUGAGUUCCUGCAGAUAGAGUAAAUAUUUUGACAUCAUCAUUGCUUAUAAGAGAGCUAAUGAUAACAUUUUUAUGGCAAAAGAGCCCAAUUUACAUAAGAAGAAACUGUGCACAAAUCAAUAGGAUAGAUAUAGGAUGUGUUUAAUCAACUACCCCGGUAUAUUACAGAGGAAGAUUAUAUUAUUUUAAAGGUGCCUUUACAAGGUAAAUGCUUUCUAUUGGAUUUUGGAGCCAUUAGAAUGCCAUUCAAUUUUGUUCCAUCUGGACUACAAUGUGGUUGUGUUAUCAGGCAUUGGUUAAAAAUAAGAUCACGCAUAUCCAUUUUGAAGAUCUGACCAAAUGUUUUAUAAGUUGGUUAAAUUAAAACUGCCCAAACUCUGUCUUCCCACGCAUAAAAAACGUUGAAAUUUGUUGGAUCUAUUUUAAGGUAGUGGUUUUGAUCAUGUGAUUUUGUAACAGUUAUAAAUUUCAUGGCUGUCCCAUUAGUUUAAGGAUUAUUAUCUUUUCAUAUCUACAAAGGUUUUGCAAUAAUUUGCUUAACACCAUGGAUUACAAACCACUCAUCAAUUUUCAUUUCCAUUAUUUUUGUAGAAAUUCUUUGAUUUGAAUUUGUUUUAAUUUUUAUGCUGAGUCUUAAAUUUUAAUUCAGUUUGAAAGUUUUCAGUCCAAACUAUUUUUACUGAAUUGGAGUCUGACAUGGAACUAAAAAUUGUGUUGGCUUGUACACAUUUUCAAAGCAGAAAAAAAAAGUUUUAACCACAACCUGCAUGUACUUGGUAUGAUCUCAAUUGACAACUAAAUUAUACAGUUAACAUCUGCCAGUAAAAUAAGUAUGCUUAAUAAAGAAAGUUAUUUAGGAAGUGGACAUGAAAACAGCGUAACUCAUUUAGAAUUUGCUUGGUCCAAUAACAGAAAUUAUUAUUUAAGAUGAUCAUAGCUUGUACAUGUCUUUAUUUUAAGAAUAAUGGAGAGAGUUUUUUGUUUUUUUUCAGGGGGGGUGGUAUUAUUUUAACUGCUUAAAAUACUGUGGCUUCUAAACCUCAGAAUUGUUGAAAUUAACAAUGUUCCCUUGAAGUCCAUGAAAUUUACACCUGAAAGUUGUUUUAUUCGGAUUUUAUUAAGUGCAAACUUGGGCUUGUGUGCUAAAGCAUGUGCAUACAGAUAUGAUUUAUGAUUUCUUUCUUUCUUAGUAUCUUUCAUCAAAGUUGUGGUUUGCAAAUGAUGUAAAUAUACAGUUGAUUUAUUAUCUUCAUAAAUUGAAAUAUUCUAAUAGGAAAGCUGUUGGAAAUGUUUGCCCUUUCCUUAGACAAAACAUACUUUAAAUCUUAGGAAAUUAUGAUAUAAUGUAACUCCCAGUGUCUGUUUUAAAUCGCCUAAAGUAAUUCAAUGAGUUUUGUCCAUCAUAGGUGGACAUCAUUCAGCCUAUUUUCAUGAAAAACACAUCUCAUUAUUCGCCUUAGCUUAUUAUUAAUUUAUGAAGAGGAGAAAACUAUGGCAAACUGUUUUUUCUUAGUUCCUUCAAAUCACCAAGCAUCUACUAAAUUUUUCCAUGUCCUUUAUUCUCAGCAGAGAAAUGCUAGGUCUUAAAUUAUACUGUUGCUUGUAAUGUUUUGUGGUGUAUUGUAGUGUGAUGAAAUAAAGGUUUUGGUUAAAAUGGUCUUAGUUUGAUUAUAAAUUUCUCUGUUUGUUAUUGAAAGUGAAAUUAACAUGGAAGAGGAUUAAAAGUUAAAUCAAACUAGCUUGAAAAAUUUUAUUCUGAAUUUCUUUUUAAACUACAACAAAAGUAAAAACAUACACUUGGUCUAAUUGUUGAACCAUCUCAUCAGUAACAUAAACAUAUUAUUAUUUUUAGUCAUCACAGGGCACAUUACUGCUGAUUCUGGGAUUUUUAAACCCUUAACCUUCAAAUAAAUGUGGGUUAAAUGCUCUGGUUAACCACUUCCAAAACUAUGAACUUGCUUAGUUUCAAAAGAAACUGAGACCACACGUAUCUAGAUAUUUUUGAAAAUGGAGAUUUUUUUCCCACUGUUUUAAAAAAAAUAUGCAUCCACAGGUAGCGUAUUCGAAUCGUUUUCGCUUAUCUAUACGAAAACGCUAAACAAUGGAAAAAAAAUAGCAUCCCUCACAGAGCAUGCAUUACACUAAUAGUAAAUGAUGUAUUACAUCAUUGUAUUCAAAAACCUCCAUUUUCAUCCAUCUACACGUAACUGAGUGGCCGGCAUUUUCAAAGGUCUUCACUCUGCAGAGCGUCUUUGUAAAGAUGCAUUUUUGGUGACCAUUUUCACUGAAGACUUGUGGGCAGUAAGCCAAACUGGAGAAAAAAAAUCUAUGUUUUCAAACAAAAAGGGAGUUGUGUGGAAGGGCCCUGAGUUGUUACAUGUAUGUGAGUGGGGGAGUGAACUACCAAAAUUUUGUUUUAUAUGAAAUUGAGUUGCGAAAAGUCAGUUUACCUUGGUGGACUGUAAAAGAGUUGAAAGUAGAUGUCUUGCGCACUAGCCUUUCAUUUCAGUGAAUAAAGAAAUAUCCCUAAAGGUGGUCAGUUUCUCUGCCAGGGACAUCAAAGAAGAUGCUAAAAAUGUCAAUUUGUAGCCUGAGGAACAGCCGAGAUUUUGCAUCUCUACCACUAGCAGUUUCCCCACAAAAUGUCUUCUGGAAAGACUGUAGAACAGGGCUGUCAUCAAGAGCCGGAUCCAGGGAUUUUCCCCGGCUGAUAUGAAUGUGGCCUCCGGCUACUUUCACUGGAAAAUAGAAAAAAAAAUAGAACAAAUAGAAUUCGCUGACUGUUUGAUUCCCUCCCUACUUGUUGUAUUUACCCGACAACUUGAAAUCUUAGUGACAACCCUGGUAGAAAUUCCAUUCCUCGGCAGUGUUCUCCUUAUCAAUGAUAAUUAGCAGUACUGUACAUGCUACUUAAUCAUCGAUUUUCCCUUUUUUUAUUUCAGGAUGGUAAUAUUAUCAGUAGUAUUGGGGAUAUAUCAUGGCUUCUACCAUGUUCAUCAUGUUAGGGAACAGGAUAAACAUGUUUGUGAGCAGACAUUAGACUAUUUUAUGGGUGGCUACCUAGUACUUCUUUUUGCGACAAAUGUCAUGGAACUAACAGUCGCUUGGAUGAGUGGAAAAGGUUCAAUCAUGGAUACAGAACCUCGGAAUCUCAUACCACAUCUUCUCUAUGUUCGUCUUGCUCUUUCCAUUAUUGAAUUAUUAUGGCUGUCCAUUGGAAUUAAAUGGAUAUUUUUUGAUGCUAUGACAUGUCAUGAAACAACAGAAAUUUACAUUGCUAGAGCAAUUGUGGUAUUCAAUUGGCUUUUUCUGUUUACUGUCAUUAUCAUCAUAUAUUGUUCCUUUGAUUCUGCCGGGAGAACUUGGGUUUAUUUCCGAGAUGCACAGCUGGGCGACAGCGUUGAUGCAUCACAAGGUUUCAGCAGGCACAUUACUCACAACUAUGAAAAGCGCUGGGAGGGAUGCUUCAAGAAAUUUUGUUGCUGUUCUGGCGUGGGGAGACAGGGAGAUGAAAAUGUAUUCACAUUCAUUGGAAGGUACAGUAUUGAUAUUUGGUUUAAAUCUACUAAUAAUUUUAACAGGUACAUGAGGGGGACAUGGGGGUUUACGGUAUUGCGGUAUUGGGCUUUUUUUCAUGCGGUAUUUCGGUAAUUUUAAUUUUAACGUGCGGUAUUGCGGUAUCAUCUAGCUCUGCGGUAUGCGGUUUUUCAUCAUUUUGGCUGACGGUAUUCGGUGAAAUAAGAUCGUUCACGGUAUUACGGUACCGUUUAUUUGCGCUUUCUUUUCGAUACAAUACGCAAAACAAAACACAGUAGGACAUAAAGGUCAAUAAAAGUUAAUGUUUAGAAGUCUUGAGACAUAACGGUAAAUGAUUAAACCAUUGUGGGUCAUUUUGUGACAGUUAAUGGUCGAUAAUACACAAUGUGAUUGCCUCAAGUUACCUUACCAGGCUUUUCGAUCUGUGUACGUGUGCCAGUCUGCUACUCAGCCGUUUUUAGUGUCGUCACGCAACGUUCCUCCCCACUGGGGAGACAGUCGAGAUAGUUGACCCCUGAGAUACUGACAUACUAGACUAUAGACUCAUCCAAACUCGUACGAGACGUGCGUGGAAAGGGUUUUGGUUGGUUUGUUUUUUGUUUUUUUUUUUUGCGCUUUCAAGAAUUAUUUUUAUUGGAGUUAGUUAGCUGUUGGGUCGACCUACCAAAAGGUUCUUUUCAGUGAAAAUUUGCCAAAAAUUUGCCAUCUACCAAAAUAUUAAAAAAACAUCGACAUCUGGUGCAUAAAUGCCUGAGAUAAUUAAACGCGCUAGAUGGAAGCACCCAUAAGUAUGCGCAACCGAUUAUGAAUGUGAUUAAAAUAUGCGGUAUCGGUAUUUAGACGAUUUUCGACGCGGUAUUUUGGUAUUUGCCAUUUUUUCUUAUGGUAUUGCAGUAUUGGGUACCCCCCAAUGUCCCCCUCGUACAUGUACGCCACUCCUCUGUAACUGCAAGUAAUACUGCAGAAGGCAGCUUUGUCAAGUGAUUAGAGUUCUGGAAUUGUAAUCUGAAGGCCCCUAGUUCAAUCCUUGCCAUUAUCGCCAGCUGGAUUUUUAUUUUGUUGUCAGUUGUCCUAAAUUCAACUACUCAGUCAUGCUUAUAUACAUUGUAAAUAGCCAGUAAUUGGCUAUUAUUUCUCUGGCCAGUUGAGAUUCCACAGUGUGGGCUACUAUGAAAGCUACGGGUUUACCAGUAAUUAUUGUAUUACCCAUAUAAAGUCAGUUUUCUUUAAAUAAACACUCUAAAUUAUAUAAAUGGUCCUCAUAGUGGAGCUUGCUCUGUGAGUGAUCCAGGCCUUUUGGCGAAGUUUAUAAAUAAAUAAUUAAUAAAUAAAUUACUGUUGGAUAGGGUUCAGCAGAAUAGGAUGUACUAUGUUUUGUCAUUGGCAAGCAGAGUUCUGAAUUAUCUUUAUUACUACAAAAAAAUGCUUGAAUCACAGAGCCUUACAAAGCAGAGGCUAAGGGCUAGAAGUAGGCAGAAAGGAAAAGAAGCCAAUGGGGAAAAGAAAAUAUAUGAGGAAAAAACAGCAAAUAAGCAAACAACAAUGAAAAAAAAAAUAAAGGAAAAAUAAAAGAGAAUUUCAUCAGGAAUCGAACCCCACAUGUCCUGUUCGGCACGAUACAACUUGUUUGCAAAGUAGGCCUGUUUUCUUACCUUGAUUUCCGCCGUUAUUUUGAAGUUAAUGGUCCAAAUCACAUCUAUUUUCUAUUAAAGGUACUUCUACCUUUGAAAUUUAUCGCUAAAAGCAUUUCUUGACUUCUUAAAUGGCUGCUAAAACAACCAGGCCAGGUUUAUGGCGGUUUUGUUUACCUGCUACCUUGUUGCUAGACAACUGCGUUCGCCCAAACCGAUAGAAAGAGAUAUAUAUUUAUGACCAAAGGAAGAUCACACUUCACUUGGCGAUCCUCGUGUGCAUUGUGUGCGUUGCGCACAUGAUUAAUUAAUAAACCUUCACCCCGCUUGGGCGUAAUGAUGAAUUAUACAUUGUAUUCACCUUCUGUGUUCUCAUUGGCUAAGAGCUUACAGUUAAUUUUGGAAAUCAUUGUAGGCUAUAGAUUAGCUAGUUAUCUGCUUGCAGGUAAUUGACUAAUCUGUAAGUUUGUAGGUUUGUAAUUUUUUGGGAAAAGCCAGAGCCUUGCACUUGCACAAUGCAGGAUGAAUCUGCGUAGUAAAUGGAGAAUUCUCCAAUUUCCAAUGCCUAAAUGAACAUCCUGCAUUGUGCAAGUGAAACAUACCAUAAGGGUAGAUUUUCACUUGCGGGAGAUUUUGUACAUAGUAACAAUAAUAAUGGAAACUUUAUUUGUGUUUUUAAAUGUACAAUUAUUGUAAAUCUCGCUACGUAUAGGCAAUUUACAAAUGCUGCUUGAGAUUGGAUUAUUUAUAAAAAAGAAAAAACAAAAAAAUAAAAUUGCAUUAAGUCUGGGUUAUCCCAGUUCCUAUUUCUACAACAAAAGAUAUAAUAUGUUGCUCUAAUGGCUAUAUUUAUCAUUUUCUUGAUUAUAUAACGUUGCUGCUUUUUGUCAAUCCCAAUGUCAUUCAUCAUGUCGAAGAACGUGGAGCAUUCAUCAGAGAAAACACCAAGGGAAUUCAUGGAGAGAUUUACAAAUCUCACACAUCUGUAAUUUCUGCUCAUUUCGUUGAUCAAGUUCAGAUAUUUUUCUUUCUUACACACUGCAUUGUUGUUAAGGUUAGACUCGAAACCAACUGUUAAUUCUAGAACAUAUAGGCACUUGGAGUGGAUUAGGAAAAGAAGAUCUGGACGAUAAUUAUCACCAGUUAUUGUUGAGGGAUUCAGAAAACCAUUAACAUCUGCAUAGAGUGAAGAGUGAACAUUAAUUACAGGUUGAAGUGACUUGGCAAUGAAGUUAAGGAUUAAUAAUAAUAAUAAUAAUAAUAAACUUUAUUUAUAUGGCGCUAUUUCCAUAUGCUCAAUAGCGCUUUAUAGAAUUCAUAAAAAGAAAAAAAAUAAUAAAUUAAAAACUAACAUUAAAUGAUGAUAAACAGAACACCUGAGGAAUAACAUAAGUUACGAUAAAAAUCCCAUUUAUAAAUUCUAAGCUGCAAUUAAAAACUAAAUCCCUAAAACUUCAAACGAUAACAUCUGAAAGAUGUAUGAUUUGAUAUUCUAUAAUAAUUACAUGCCUACGCAUAGAAAUUUAACCCAUGUAAAUAAAAUAGGGGCAGUGUAUAGAGGGUUGUGCAUAAAUAUAAAAGUUAUCAUGAAACUCAAGCAUCUUUUAUAUUUAUGCCAGCCUUUCAUACACUGUCUCUAUUUUAUUAAUGUAUGAAAUCCACCCUUACACAGGGACUACUGGCCAGCAUAAUUUUGAGUUUAACCUUGCCUAAGGUAUACCCAGCCCAAUCAAAAGAGAGUUACUCUGUACUUUCAAAUAUAGAGAUAAAAUAAUGAAUAGGAAGUUCACAAAACAUUUUUGUGUGGUUUAGGACGCUAGCAGAGUAUUUUCAAGAUAUGGAUGUUGUACCAUCUGACUUUGCUGCGGGACUUGUUUUACUAAGAAAAUAUCAAAAAUACCAGGAACAUGUUGCUCUGCUGAGGGCAAUAGAAGAACAGCAAGUGCCUGAUUCUCAGGUUAGUACAAUGUUGGCUAGGAACUGCUAUUUCUCCGUAUGUAACAACCUCUUAAACCAUGAUUUUCUGAAACGAAAGCCAAAAAUAGUUAUUAUGGACACCACUGACAAUCAAAUAUGUGUAUUUUAUUUUCUCCAGUUUAGUACAAUGUUAUAUCAAUUAAUAAAGAUUUUAUAAAGGAACCUGUUACUCGAGAAGAUAACAAAUAUUGUGCCCCUUGAUACCACAUUCGUUAUUAUGGUAAAGGGAAAAAAAUAGUAAAAUGAUUCUAUAACUUCAACGAAGAAGACACUCUGAUAGUGUGAAUCCUGCUCUUGACUUUUCUGCUAUUACACGCUAGCUGCAGCUUGCCCAGGUAAGCUGUAAACCUUACUGCCUUUGCACCCUGUCUUACUAAGUUAAAUGUUGUUAUUUUUACAGAAAGGUGUGAAGAAAUCAUCCUUAAGAUUUCAAAGAACUGAUAGUGCAAAGACUCUGAACCUUAAAGACAAGGUAAAAGUCUCGUAUCAUGUCUUAAAAUGUUGGAUUUUUGUGAUGCUUACUAUUGUAAGUGCUUGGUAUAAUGAUCUACAAAUCUGUGCACUGAAGCCAAUUUAAUAAUGGCCAAUAAAGUUGUUAAAGUAAGCUUUGGCUGGGGGUUGAAACACUUGUGGGAGACCUCUAGAUGAGGGAAAUAAGCUCACUUUAAGGUGGCUGAGCACAGUUUUGGCAGUUUGUGAGUAUAUGUCCAGGGGUUUCAAUAAGUUUUUGCAUAAGUGGGUACUUAAGAGUAACAGGCGGGUAUAUUUGCCGAAGGCCCCAAGGGCCUUCGACCCUAGGGGGGUCCGAGGGCAUGCUCCCCCGGAAAAUUUUGAAGUUCUAGACUAUCGCAGAUGCAUUUUCAGGUCUUUUUUUGUUGCUUUGUUUUUACAUUUUUUUGCUCCUAAGUCAACUAAUUUAAACAAAUUUGAAGAGAAUUAUGUUACAAUGAAGUAGUCAUAGUCAAAACCUAUUUUGCCAAAUUUUUGGGCAAGAAUUCGAAGCUGAGAUGAAAUUAUCUGGUCUUAGUUGACGUUCAUGUGAAGGCUCCAAGCAGGUAAUCAGCCCGUUGCAAGCGGGUAGAUCUACCCGCUACCCGGCUACUAUUGAAACCCCUGAUGUCACUUGCAAAUCAUGGCAAGGGGAAGGUUGCAGCUCACAAGCUGAAAAAACUUGGCAAGUGAAAAUAUACUGAUGAAGGAUUUUGAUUGACAGGUAAAAUUUGAUGUUUUUGUAGUUUCCAUGGCAACGUGAACAAUUGAAUACAACCUUAAAAUUUCGCUUUUACUUAGUUUACAUAAAAUUUGCUCAUUAGAUUUUCCUAUAAACUUGCACAUAGCUUACUAUAAUUAAUCAUUACCAUUUGAAACUUAUUUGACCAAAUUUUAACAGACAGGUUUUUAGAUAAUCAAUAAUAUAAUAAAUAUAUUGUACUGUGAUUAUUAAAUGUGUCACAAAAUUUGUCCGUUCAACUUCCAUUUUAAGGUUCUCAUUAUUUAAAAUACGAUAAAGGUAAAAAUUCUGCCAAAUAGCACAAAAUUUUAAUGAGUAGAUUUUGAGAUAUCUUCUGUCUACCAUUGCUUUUUCGGCAACAUGUUUGUUUGUCUAAUUUAAAACACGCGCCGUCACGCGAGUUACCGCUGACGGCCCACAAAACUGUGUUCAGCAACCGUAAUAAAUCAUCGCCACAUUACUUAAUGCUAAUCUUAAUAACAAAUACAACAAUUUAUGCUUUGGCACUCGUCACAGGGGUGACCUUGUUUUUAAUCAGCUUUUUUGCUUUGUUAUGUAAAACAUGUUGUUUUAAUGCUAACCAGUUCUUUGCUGUACAAGCCGUUAAUUGUUAUAAGUUGUAGUUUUUGAGGUCUUCACCAUCUUUCAAUACUUGCAAAAAUUAGAAUGAACUAAAAAUAAAAACUCAACGUAAGCAAUACUGUUUUAGAGUAGCUGUAAGCUACAUUUCUCCCUUAGCUCCCCAUAACAGCCAUCCCAUCUAAAAGGCUUCAACUCGACUGCAAAAUACAGCCUCCAAUUUUUUUUGUGCAAUUAGAUAUGCACAAAAUGAAGUAAGAAUGAAGUCGAUAAUUUCUACAAGAAAAGCUUGAAUUCUUUUGGAGGCAUAAGUGUUCUAAUUUAAGGGCACACAAUUUUCAAUGGUCUAUUUCUUUGACUGUUAUCAUUGUUUCUUAACUUUAGAGAGAGUUGCUUCUUUUCAAGGACAUAGUGUAUUACAUGAAUUAUGCAUUGUCUGCUUACGGCUGGCUUAUCUACAUGAAGAACAACGUUGGUUGUGGGUGUUGUAAGCUCUUGAGAAACGUCAGGUAAUGAAAAUACUAUGACUAGAAUCGAACUUUUGAGUUUGUGCUAAUGCGUCAGUUGUUUGAACUAUCUAUUAUAUAAGAGUACAUGUAUGUAGAAAAGUAGUGGUCCUGAGAGAGAGGAAAAAUUAAUAACAACAUUUGCUAAGCCUAGAAUUUACAAAUAUUUUGUCAGAAGGUCUGGCACUUUUGUAGAAAAUCUGAUAGAAGAAAGAUUGACAGACUCCAGGGAAGAGAGAGAGAGGGAGAAAGCAUGCAAAGAUCAGUCUGUUGUGAUAUAAAUAGUGCAUACGAUGAACUUCUUGUAAGGGCUAAAUUCCUUUGUCUCUUUUCUGUUCAGUGGAUUUUUAUCUAACUUACAUGUGCAUGAUGCAUUUUCUUGUCUCGUACAGAUGCUGUUAUCGGUGCCGCUCUCCAGACCGUAGAUCACACAAGUUUGUUGAUGUUGAAAGUGACAACUGUUGUCGUUGUAACUACUCAGCAAUGAAGAGGAUCGCUGGAAUUCACAACCGAGAUACCAUUUAUGUUAGUUACCACAACAAGGUACGUUACAUUUCAUAAGUGAUAUUCCUGAACAAGAGGGGUUCAUUUUGCUGUCUUGCUGUUAAUUUUGGAGCGCUGAUUUCAUCAAACUGCAGUAGCGCGCGUUGCGAGCGUUUCCGCGCGAGUUCGUCGCAAAAGUUGAAACAAGAGCAAAAAGAGGAAUGAAGGGGGAAGGGUGGGGCAAAAAAAUUAUUCUCCUCUCCCCCUUCUUCCUUUUUUAUUAACCUCGCUUAAACUUUCGUGCAGUAACUCGAACGGAAACGCUUGUUAUGCAGCCUGAUCAAUGUGGCAAUGUGGGCACCGGUAAUCGUCAAUGUCGAUGACUGAGUUUGAAAGGCCACUUUCUUAUUUUCACGUUUAACAAAAACUGGAGAAGGGUUUGGAAGGUGAUGUUGUACCCACAAACCAACCGUAACAAUCACACAGAAACAUGUGACACGUUUGUAAAGUAUUAGGUAAAACAGCCCUUUAAAGUUUCAGUGUCUCGCUGUUUUUGCUGAGAUAGAAUCGUAAUUGUCUCGAUGGUGUAGAUUGCAAAGUUGUACCGAGUUUUUUUCUUAUAAUCCUCGAAUAAAGGCCGCAUUCUUCUGAUCGGGUGCGGUGUUUAUUCGAGAGCGGCAUUUAUUGGUAAUUUUGCUUCCAUCUGUGGCGUUAUUUUUUUGUUUGUGUGUGUUGCAGUUAAUUUUUUAACUCAGUUUAUUUUUUGGUAUGGUAAUGUAUGCUAAUGAAUUUUAAACAAAGGAAAGACAAAAAUUAACUGCAACAAGUAUUUUUCUGUUAGUUAUUUCAGACGCCAUUCUUUGUUUGUGUGGAUCAUGAUAAAAAAGCAGUUGUGGUGACCAUCAGAGGAACGUUGUCCCUUCAGGUAAAAAAAUAGGGGUCAAUCAGUCUCUUCAACAUUUGUUCAUGCAGUCUAUCCGCAUGUACUGUAGUACUGAAAAACCUGCAGAUCCGAUGUAAUUCAUUUUUGUUGAAUGAAUUCAUGUUGCAGGACAUCCUAACUGAUUUUUCAGUGGAAGCGGAGGAGAUUCCACUGGAUGAUGGCAAUCCCAAUGAGUGGUUUGGACACAAGGUACAUGUACAAAAAUACAUGGUUUGGAACUCUAAUAAAUUACUUGAAUAACGAUUUAGAGCUAGCACAUCCACUUAGUGGUUCUUUAUUAACCUGAUUACCCGUCGAAUUGAAACUUUGAAAUGUUGGUUUUUGAAGAGAGGACAAAACUGGAGUAGCCCGGAGAAAAACCUCUCAGAGCAAAGAAGAGAACCAACAACAAACUCAACCCACAUUGUGGCAUCGACACCGGGAUUUGAACCCGGGGCACAUUGGUGGGAGGCGGGUGCUCUCACCACUGCGGCGCCAGCCUUGCAUGUUCCAUUUCUGUAGAGUAAGGGAAAGGUAGACACUAUUUGUGCGCAGUGCGGGAGCUUAAUUUGGGUUCUUAGCGUGAUAAGGCAUCUUAGUGCAUUUCUAUUCCGCCGCUCUUUCCCCUACAUCCACCCCCACCCCUUCCCCGUUUUUUUAAAGUUAAAUUCUUGUCCCAGCUGUUAAAAGUACUCGAGUACUAUCCACUGGAUAACUCACUGUCCGUUAAAUAAGGUGUGAAUUUACUGCGACCAUGUCCGUCGUUCUGGAAGAAACCAAGCCUGAGAGCAUGUUCUCCAUUGGCGGAAUAUCGUUUAAGUCACGCGCGAGCGGCGCUCGAAAGGAGACGCGCGAUCAUGGGACGGGAAAGGAAGAAGAGCUUCCUUAAAUAGCUUUCUUUACUCUGCCUCUCGCGGCUUUACCGCUCCCUCGCGCGAUCAUAGUGAGGUUGAUCUCAGGGUAGAAGAUUAUCCUUGAACGGUAUCACGGAGAGCUUAGCCGAAGGUGGAUUAACGAGUAUAGGAAACACAGAGAGAGCAAGAAAAAAUCCGUUGGAGUCAUGGAAUACUGGGUUGAAAAACAUCUCCCUUAAGCAGGCUCUGACUAUUAUCUUUUAUCAUUCCAGGGCAUGAUAAAGGCUGCUUUAUUUAUUAAGAAGAAGCUGGAUAGCGGAAUUCUUACUAAAGCAUUCCAUUCUGAUCCGGUCGGUAGUUUACUUUAUUAAAUUUGUCUAAAGUUUGCAACGUGAUUAUAUAGUUGCUGCUUGGUAGUGGAAAGGAGAAGGAGAAAUACUUACUGCGAGCGUCACGUCUUUGGUGUUUGCAUGUUUUUAUAGAGUCCGUUGUUAAAAUAUACUUGAUAUAAUCCGGUAACUUAUUUGACUUGUCAAGGUGGAUUUUCCACCUGUCGCAUGAUUUUUAUACGUGCGUACACACGUAAAUACCCUUGGUGUCAGAGACAAACCGCACGCGAGAAAAAACCUCUGGUAUCCCGGGCCCGAUUCCUGAAAGGCCGAUAAGCGUUAAUCCAGGAUUAAAAUUUUUGUUCCGUUUUUGUACUUUACCUUCCUGUGCAUUGCUUAGGGUAACAUUUUAUGUUAUCAUUACUGUAUCUCGUAGUAAAGGCUCAACAGUAUUUUGUGACCUGGCGUUGCAUGUUCUUGCUUGAAAUUUGGCUUAAUCCCGGGCUAAACUUAACCAUCUUUCGAACAAUCGGGCUCAGACUAGCGGGUAAAUUUUGCGCGCGUAAAUAAAAUAGAAGCAAUGAAUGAAGUGUCGCGCAUAAACAUAAAAAUUGAGCGAGGUUUAACUUUUACGUUUACGCUGGACCUUUCAUCCACUAUUUUACUUACGCGCGCAAAACUUACGCGACAGUGGAAAUCCAUCCUUACCUCAACAAUAGCCAACAUAACAGGCGCUUUAUAAGCCAAGCAAGGGGAACACGACAUUUUGCGCGAAGCGCGAGUGGAGCGCGAAUCGCAUGACUAGAGGAGGAGAAAACGCACUUCGCGCUCGUUUCGCGCUUCGCGCUCGUUUCGCGCUUCGGGCAAAAUCCCGCGUUUGUCUUGCUUGGCUCUUAAAGCGUCUGUUAUGCAGGCUAGCUCAGCAAUGUAUGGCUUGGGUCUAUAUAUUUGAUGGUUCGCUUAACUCGUUUGAUUAGUCCUUUUUAACGUAGUUUAGCCAUUUUUUUUGUUGUUGUACUUCUUAACAGGAUAGACAGACAGAAUCGUACCGUCUGAUUCUUGUUGGUCAUUCUCUUGGUGCUGGAACAGCAGCUAUCUUGGCCAUGCUUCUCCGUCCAUAUUACCCUGGUGUCUUUUGUUAUGCCUUCUCACCGCCUGGAGCUACUCUCAGGUACAGACCUUUCUAAUCAUUAUACGUUUCUGGGAAAACUGCCCACCUACCCCUCCCCAAAGCCAACAUUUUGCCCUAAGUGAGAAGUAAGUGUUAAUGUUGACUUGGGGAAGGGAUAGGUGGGUAGUUUCCCAGAAACGUAUGAUGAUCGACCUUUGUUGCCUUGUGUUGGUCGAGACUGGGCAUUGCGACCUUUAGAUCAGGGUUUUUAAGCAACGACGACGGCGACGUCAACGAGAACGGCAAAAAACGCAAAAGAUUGAAUAAGCAAAACACCAACUUUAGUCUGCACGUGCAUCACACUUUUUUAUACAUUUCUUUGCUGUUUUUGCACGACUACGACUAAUUUCGACUAAUUUUGUGGGGAAACGUAAGCAAGCAACGACGAAAUUUUGUUUCUGUUUCUGAACUUGGAUAUGUUCCCUUGGAAUUCAACUUCAGGAGAGUUCGCCAACUUUUGACAAAGUAAGUGAGUAAGAAUAAUUGCGAUAAAGACUGAAAGAACGCAAAUUCACUUUUUGAGCGACGUUCUCGUUGCUCUUGCGUCGUUGGACCCUAUGUCCCUAUUUUGGCGGGAAAACGCGCUAGCCGUCGUCAUUCCACUACGAGUCUUAGGGUCUUAAUGACGGAAUUAAGUUAUAAAAUGUUAGAAGUUUUAUCAUUUUGCGAUCGAGAGAGGGCUUAACUUCUUUCAGUAGAAAUAGCCGUUUUAAUCUUUCUGGUGAAAGGAAGUAAAAUAAAGCUUUCCGAAAUGUCUAUUUUUUGAGAAUUUUGAAAAAAAAAAGAAAUGAAGUCAAAUCUCGUUCCCGAAGUCGUCCCUGUCCUCGAAUCUAAAAAUCUCUAAUAUUCGUAGUCUGUACACCGUGUUUACUCUAAUUAGCCACCUUCCUUCUUAUAAGCCCAUAUACAUAUAAACUGCUAACAGCCCCUGUAAAGUUCAUGUAAAGAACUCAACUAUCGAUAUUAUCUGUGAUUGUAACCUCCAAAUUUCACUGUACAUUUGUUCUUGUUUUUAUCAAGGAUCAAAACUCACAUUUUUUUCCUUUUCCCCAGCCUUUCUGCAGCAAAAUAUGUCCGCGACUUUGUUUAUUCUAUUGUUGUUGGAAAAGACAUGAUUCCAAGGUAUUUUAAUCAUGACUUUUUUUCUGAUUCAUUUGUACAUCACUGUUGUGCCCCGCUAUCUCGAACUAAUUUUUGUCCUCCAAAAGAGUUCCAGACACUGUACCACCUACUUAUGACAUGAUUCCUGCGUUCGAACCAUUUAUAACGUUCUCUUCCUUAUGAAUUAUGCAAGUAACUUUAUUCUGUGCCUUCAGGUUAAGUCUCUACACUCUUGAAGACCUCCGCAACAAGAUUAUGGCGGUUAUAUCUUAUUCCAAUACUCCGAAGGUGAGUCAAUCGUGAAAUUUCACUAUUAAAGAUAUUCAAAAAGUCGGUGCCUUUGUAUUCAUUUUCACCAACUCUCUGGAGUUGAGGAUAUUUUUUCAUUAAGCCAACGAAAAAAAUUCUCCUGAGUCUUGUUUGAAAGGCCCAGUUGUGGUGACAUCAUGUAAAAAUACAAAUGAAGUAACGUUUCUUAAGUGUACGUGUCAUGCAGCCUCGUACCAGGCCAGUUCACACUAUGCGAGUGAGCAGAGCAGGCUUGGAACCGGAUCCGAUAGUGCGUGGUGUCCUCUGCUACACACCGCAGUCAAACGUCUGAACAUGACCCAAGCUAAGUCCUAGGCGGCUUGACAGGUGACGUCAUCCAACCCGCCGAGGACGACUGGGAACGUGGCUGUAUGUCAUUGUCUGUUAGAGCCAUUAACCGAACGUUUUUCAGCUUUCUUGUUGCAAAAUCUUACGGUACUUUCUCAGGCAGUCAAUCAAAAUAAAAACUGAACCAAUCGUGACAGCUGCGUGCUUACAUUAAUGUUAUUGAUUUGCUUGAAAAUCUCACUCAUAUUCGGAUUUGUGUUGCCAGCUGCAUUUGUCACUCACCCUUUAGUCGGCGACUAAAGGGUAAUUUUUUGUCGCUGCUGUCUCACUAAAUUAGACCUCUUUAUUCCAGUUGUGAUAUACUAGCUUUGUUUCUGUUACCGCAAUGUACGUUAUUCUUGAACACUUGUAAGUAAAUCAUCGUAGAAAAAAAUAACGGGUCUAGCCUGAGAAAACAACCGACAUUUCGCGAAGCCAUCAAUAGUUUCCCUGCAAAAUGACGUCUGAAAAACGAGUGCAGAAAUUCCAUACUGAUGACGCGUCACUACCCAGGUCUGGUAAGUUCUUUUUUUUUUUUUUUUUUUAUUUUUUUUUUUUUUUUUUUUUUUUUUUUUUUUUUUUUUUUUUAUUUACCGCCUGCGAAAUCUGUGCUUACUUCAAAAACCGUAAUCAGUAGCACCACUUAGGUCUGGUUAGUAACACGUUGUCAACAGAAAAGUAUAAGAGGAUUUAUAUAGAUUAAGUAUAAGUUUUUUCGUUUUAUUUAGAAGGAUAAGUAAAAAGAACGAGUUAAGGACCUUGUACUGAAAGGCCUUAACAUAGAAUUCAGAGCAUAUGAUGUGCGGUAAAAGAAAUGCUUUUUCUAGCUGAUCUUCCGUCAGAUUAAAAUCCCGUUUUAAAGCUGAGGUAUUUUUAGAAAGCUGUGCCUUUUUACUUAUGAGCAAUGAAUAAUAAUCUUUUGAUUUCUUCUUUAAAAUAUCAAAGUCGUUAUUCUUAAUUAUCACGGAGGGUGGCAUUGUUAAAAGGUGUGAUCAGAUGUUCUAGGAUUAGCUUUUAAGUGGGACGGUACAGCAUAUCUGAGACCAGCCCAUACUAAGAAAUUGGUUUUUUCAAUCUUUCUUAUAAUGAUACUAUGUGACUCUGCAAUACUUAAAUCAAAUCGAAGAUCGGAAACCAGAAGAAAACCAUUGUCGAAAAAUGUUUUGUAAAAAAUUGGCUUAUUAUUUAUCCUAAUGUCUUUAUUAUUCCAAAUAAUAUCAUACCGCAUUUUAUCUGUAGAAAAGUCGCUCAGACGUCAUUUCGUGGGGAAACCAGUGGUGGUGUCGCCGCGAAAUAUCGGCUGUUUCUCAGGCUAUAACGGGUCCUGUUUUUGGUUGUAGUGGAAGAUUCUGCGUGGCUGCGUAUGUCGUUGUGCUUUUGUCUGCUGUUACGGCUGCAAGUGUGUCGACUGUGACGCCGCUCAGGAACGUGACAACGAGAUGGCCUGGGAACAUUUUGAGUUACCUAGCAACAAGCAUUCCAAGACACCUACUUUUUAUCUCCCUGGAAAAGUCAUUCAUAUUGUCAAAACUGUCUCCAUACCAACGUAAGUCGCCUUCGUUAUCGGCGGGUCAGGGAAUUUGCUUAUUAGAGAGCUUUAUAUUCUAAGACGAAGACGACUACGAGAUCGAAAUUUUCUCCAUACUAAGUAGUGCACCCGCGUGAACCAGCAUCAUUUUUGCGGGAAAACGCGUUAGCCGUCCUCAUUCUACUACGGGUUUUUGCGAAAAACAAGUUAUCAAGUUUUAGAAGUUGUAUCAUUUCGGAAUCGGGAGAGGGCUCAACCUCCUUCAAUAAAAAUAACCGUGCUAAUUUUCAGGUGAAAAAAAAAGUAGAAUGAAGCUCUCCGGGGUGUAUAUUUUUUAAGAAUACGCGAAAAAACUAAUUUGAAUGAUAGCGUUAUCCGCCUUUUGAGCAACUGGGGUCUGAUAAUUUGCACCUGUAUGGCAAUUUUCUGCGAAUGUAUGUGAUAAACAUUUGCAAGAAAAUGAAUUCUAAUACAUCUCCAGCAGUGAAAAAACAACCAAACGAAAAGAUUUAUAAGCCUUUGGUUUCCCUUAUACUGCGCGUGCCUAAAGCGAGGCGAAAAAGCUUUUUGGACAGUUAGUCGUGAAAAUUAAGGGGUGCUUAUAUAUAACGUUGUAAUAGCCCACCAUGCAUUUCUCAACGGACAAUACCCAACUCGCUUUGACUCUGAAAGUGAAUACCACACAGGUUGUCGAGAAGUCCGUUUCUGUCAACAAGAGUCUUAUUCAGGACUACUCUCACCCGGAAGAUCAUAUUCCACCUACUGAAGAUAGUCAAUUCAUAUUUGCAGUCGAUGCGGUCGUAAACGCACCAUUUACGAACCCGUUUGGGCAGAUUUAGAGGACUUCCAGUCCAUUCAGAUCUCAAGCCUGAUGUGGGAGGACCAUAUGCCAGACUUUGUAUUGGACGCUCUCAAUCAGUGCCUUCCUAGUAAGGAACAGGAGGAGACAGUGCUUUAUGGACCUGCGCUGCCAAGCCCCAACACCCUAUUGGUCCCUGGUUCAGACGCCGUGGGAGCCAAUCAUGUACAUAAUCACAUUGGGUCCAGAUUACCGGGAUCUUCAGGUAAUGAAGGUUUUAUUUUUGUUUUUCGAGCACUUUACAGUUAGACAACCAUAAACGUUUUUUACUGUUGCUAAAAUUCACCACCACGCAUUUUCUUGCAUUGAUAUCAAGUUUGUCUCUUAAAUUGUACCUUUCGUUGGUGGUUUUCGAAAUCGUCGGAUCCGGAAAUUCUCGGAAAAUGUUAACGUUCGCCUGCCUUCGAACAGAGAAAAUCUUGUUUCGGAGCUUCGAAAAUCAUCAAAAACGCCGUCAUCAGCAUUUUAAAAGUUGAGAAUUAAGAACGAGCGCAGCGAGUGAGUAAAAUAUUGUUUUGCUAAAUUUAUCAGGUUAAAUACCUUCUGAGUUUUUAUGUGCUAAACAGAGACUUGUUUAGCUGAUUUUUUAAAAGUUGAGAAUUAAGAAUUCUAAAUUUAUCAGGUUAAAUACUCUGAGUUUUAAAAUUGCUUUGAGUUUAAAUGUAAAUUCAAAAGUAGUAUGUUGUAUGUAUGUAGUAUGUAGUAUAUUCCAACCGAAAGCCAGAGAUGAGGACUUCGUUCUGGUUGGUAUGAAUUAAAUACAAAGUCGCGUACUAUUCACUUUCCUCAUCAAUUCUAGGCUUUGGCCACACAUAUUGGCGUAUCUGUCAGAUUCAAAACUUAAAAGAAUGGUAUUGUUACGGUGAGCCAGUAAAUCGCUUACUAUUAUGCCACUGGCCAACCCAGCUGAGUUUGCUCUGUUGUAGGGUAAGCACCUCUAGUCUAGCCUCCUCAGUAGUGUUAGAAUUCUUGUUUAUGGAGUCGAAUCUGGCCCAACUUAAACCCAAGUUACCCUCCUGGAGGACAUAACAUUCACAUUCGCAUUUCAUUUGUUUCUUCAAAAGCGACUGAGCCUAAUACAACAAGAGAAGAACAAGUGGCCUUAGAGAGAGUACCCUCAGCUGACUCCUUAGCUUUAGGUAAGAGACCAUUGUGUAAUCUUGUAACAAUAACUAUUGUAAUACUUAGGGGCAAUCUCGUAUAACAAAUUUUCACGUCUCAGCGAUCGAGAGGUCGGGUUGGGUCGGGAUUGGGAAGAAAGGGAGAGUACAUCGCCUACUUCCUCUUUUGUGCCUUAAUCCUUUUUACUUCUCUGCCUGUAUUUCGUGGUUAAAACACUGAAGGCAAAACCGGUUCAUGUGGGAAACAUUACAUUACCUUAGGAAUUUUCCAUUCCUUCUAACCCGUUCCAGUCCACUUAAAAGCGGAUUGAGUAUGUACUUUCUCUUUUUAUCAUUGACCAUACUCGUGUUCUCGGCAGUGAACUGGAGCCUUACAGUCGAGGCCAGUGCGGGAGAUAUCAUUGAAAAUAUUUGCAUGUGAAGGGCUAUUCCACAUUAGCCUCGACUUCAAACUUCAACCCUGGUCAAAACUCUUGCGACACUAACGCAAUAGCUCGUCAAAAUGAGGUGUUUUCCCUCCCGCGGUGCAGUGUUGACGUUAUGCCGGCAUUCAAGUUGUUUCAACACAAUCAAUUUUGCUUGGGGGAGAGGGGUACAGUAGAAAUAGGCUCCUAUAACAACAUUCCCAAGCUUUUAAGAGGUAGAAAAUGAGUUUAUUUAGCAAAGUGCGUCUUCGUGCCUAAUUUCCUUAAGUGUCCCAAGAUGUUUUUACCAAGGUUGUAGUUCCAGAUCUUUACCGAGUUAACAAAAAUGGCUGUUUCGAAGACAGGAACGUGUAGUGGUAAAGGAUACUUAACUGACAGUGUUCAUAUACAGCAUCCUGUUGAAAUCUGCUGAGUUGAUUUGUAACCUAAAUCUUUGCUCAGUUUUGACUAAUUUCUGGACAUAUCACUGCUGUAGUUUGUUCAUAUUAGUUUGAUUCCUCUUUUAUUUGCUGUUGCACACGGCUCUAUUCAUCUUCCGAGCACUCCAAAGCACUGCUUAUUUUCACGCUUGUUGCUGUGCAUUUUUGAGACCUCUUUCUCAUUUUCAAACUUUUGUGUCAAGGGGCUAGGUAGACGUUAUUUAGCUGAAUUUAUUUUUCUUUUUUUUUUUACGCACUGUAACCCUCAGGCCCCAGUUAUUUAAAAGGUGGAUAACGCUAUGCACUGGAUAAAUCUCUGUCGAGUGGGUUUCCCUAAUAUUUGUUCGCUGGAUAGCGAUCUUUCCGGUGGAUAGCUCCAUCCAGCGUUUGAGCAACCUGGGCCGAGUCCAGUUUUGUCCAUCGAUGCCCCUAAAAUUCCGUUUGUUUUCUUCGCCAGACUUGGGGCGAUUAUUUUGUGAGCAGAUGGUUAGUGGCUAGUCCCUUGAACGACUGGCCUAAGGAAAAAGAGCAUAAAAAAUUUAGAGCGCAAAUUAAAACGGGAAGGAGGACACGCGCUUAAAGGGAGAAAGCUACCUCUUUUCUCACGUGUCGUCCUCCUUUCUCGCGCGCUUCGUUUAUCUCGCGCUGCAUGCGCCCGCCAGGCAGUUUAUUAAGGACGGCAGCGAAAAACUGACUCCUCAAAUAUAUUCGCGUUAUUUUUUUUCAAAUUUAGUGGCGUUUAUUCCAACGCGCUUUAAAUGCCCGCACUCAAGUUAAGAAAGAGAAGAAAAAAAGGCAAAAACUUGUUGUCGUAGGUUUGUCCUCAAUAAAACGUUGCCUAAGGAGAUUGCUCGUCGUUGUAGACGAGCAGGGACGGCAAAGGAAUGUACCAAAAAAUAUUCUCAUAGUUUAUUAAACCUUUUUCUUUUUUCACGUUCUUAUCGUCGUUGCUAAACCUCUCUCCAUCUCACAUCUCCUCUCCACCUCAAGUUUUCUCUUGUUUUAUGAGUAUUGUGUUGUUUGGUUUCGUUGUCAAUCUGUGUUUGUUAAUCCGUUUCGCUAUACAGGUUUUAAUUACUAAUCUUAACCUUUAAAACAAUUGAAAUUGGAAGUUGCAGUGACGCUAAAUGAGGUCUUAAAACCUUGAGUUUUUUUGACAUAAAAAUAAAUGCGUAAGUUUAACAGUGACUUAAACAUAUUUCAUUUUUCUCUGUCUUUACAACUCUGCCAGUUUCGUUUUUGUAAUUUGAUUUUUAAAGUUCAAGUGUCCCAAAAACGACUAAGGAUUCAAAUCAAGUGUUAUGUAAACUUCUUGUUACAUUUCGGAAGUGAUAAAUAAUUAAUUAAGUUUUUUAGGUGACUUAAAAGAAAUUAAGCCACGCAGUUUACUUAAGAACGAAAGUUAUGAAUUUGCACUCACAGCCCAAUAACGCCCUCUAACUUGCCUGACACAUAUCGUGCUAAACAUUUAACCGUUUGGUUACUAAUCAAGAGCUAACGCUUUAAAGACAAAAUAAACCCGGUCCCAAAAAGCUGCGAAUUCGCAUUAUCGGACCGAGCCAAGUUGAACAGGCCUUUAUCAGGUGGUCAGUCACGUGAUACAAAGACGCAUUGAAAGCGCUGCGACAAGAAUUCCUUUGUUUGUCUUGUCCCAGUGCUCUUCGUGCACCACAGCUCCGCGGUUUUGUAAUAGGUGACUCACCUCCCGCAAAGGACCCAUUGCCAGGAAAUUGUUUCCUCUUAUUGUCUCUCCACAAUGAAAAUCGUGUUGGCACCGCGUGUGAUCUACUAUCUAACGGUUCCUAUAGUUACUGAUUCGUCGCAUGACUAAACAGUCUAUUUUGUACCUUUUGUAAACUCUUCUUCGUUUCUUCUUUGACUAAACUUUAGAAGUUGGACUUGACGUUCCUGCUGAUAUGCAAAGCAUCGACGGCUUUGAAAUCAGCGUGACUACAGUUUGACAAGGUAAUGUACUGUAUUCUUGAAGCGGGGCCCAUUCUCUACGAUUCAUUGUUUACACACUCUUCUUAAUGAUUUAAACCGUUACAUUUCUUCCCUCGACGCAUUCGUUCGAGUGUCUUCUUGUUUCUUCCCUUCUCUACGCCAAAAUUGUUAUUAAUUAUCGCCUCCUUCAUCGCUAAAACAUCGGAGAAGGCGAGUCUAUGCUCGUCGAUAAUCGUGUUUUGAAAUAUUUUUUUUCCAUAAUUAACUAGUUUAAAAAACUCGAUCCUUGCGUCAAAUAUGACAGGUCAGUCGCCUUGCUAAAUUAACUCUUUGGUGCAAAAGUAUUCGUACAACAAUGACCUCUUUUUCUGUGCGAGGAAGUCAUCGUUUUACUGCUUUUAGUACUUUGGCACUGUUCUUCUCACUUCAAAAUGAGAGACCGUAGCUGUAUUGGCACUUAGAUGGUUUUGAACAGUUGGUUUGUUUUAAGCUACAUUCAUGCCACAACUUGACAACACAACGACUUUCACAGCAGUUGUCACUGUUGUUCUUCAAAAGUACUUUUAGGCGCUCUUUUCCACGCGAAAUCGAACAAAAGUGAGACCUGUAUUUCCCCGCAAAAGCAAAUAAACGUCUUCAGUUGAAGAUAAUUUUAUAACAGUGUUCUCGAACUUUUAAAAGACUGCUUUUAUAAAAGUGCUCGUUUUUCCUGUCAAUAAUGUAAUUGAAUCCAAAUUAAAACCUUAAACCUUUAUUUAAACCUAUAAGAUAAUUAAAAGAUAACAAAACUAAAAGAAAUUUCCAACGAAUUUCAACGUGUUGAGUUGCACUCAGUUCUUAUUAUAGUUUUUUUUUUUUAAAAAAAAACAGGUAGAACACCAACCCCGUGAUAAGAGUUUUGCGACGUUAAUUAACUUCUGUUUUUAUUUUGCGCUGUGUGCGUUUUUGUACUUUAUUUGAGAUUGAAAGGUUACCGUUUUUGUGUUUGCGUUUUCUGCUGUGUGUGUUUAGGUUUUCCUCUUUGUUUGUUCUUUGUUGUAAUUAGCUUCAGUGCGUAAUGAACUCUAAAAUUUUGUAAGAGUAUUGUACAAAUAUUAAUGUGUAUGUGAUCUUUCUUUCUCGUCUACUUUCACCCUGUACAUCGCAGCAAAUGGUCUUUUUUAUAAAAGACGACUUUAACACCGUCUGAUCUUUAACACAGAGCAGUUGAAAACUUGUGUUUGACCUCUUUACAGAAUUCCUCGUAUCUUGUUUCCUUGUCUUAAAUUCUCAAGGUUGCAUUUUGUUCUUGUUCUUAUCACAGAAGUGGGUCACCCAUUAUGGCGGGUAAGUGCUCUUGUAUCAGAAGCACGUAAAGCACCAAUAGCACGACCCGAAAGUGCCUUUGAUGAUUCCGACUUGGACGAAGGCGCGCCUUCCGCGCGCGUUUCGGCGAAUUGGAAAGACUUUACACUUCCCUCGUUUGAACAAAGCACCGACGACGUCAUUGUAGAAACGCAUCCGUGUCCACGUUCGAACACAGACCUUUCUGAUUCACCAUCUUCCUUGCAAUCUUUAAAAACGUUGGAUGAGAUUUGUAUUAAAUAUACCUCGGUUACUUCAGUAUCUCAUAGCUUUGACCGCACUCCACCCCGAACAAACCGAAGCCCACCUCCGAAGCCUCCCCGAACAUUCGAGACGGAAAAAUCCGAGGGUCGACAGAGCUUCCGAUACAAACCGCCGCCGAAACCUCCACGAACCUUCGAAUACGACUCGCAAAUUCAAGCGAACUUUUCUUCAUCUCUUUACUGGAAUUUUCCGCGUCCACGUGCUCGAAGAUACGAAACUCAAUUUUCUUCACCUGAUUUAGAGAGCAGUAAUGUAUCCACAGAACAUUUGAAUGGAACAGAAUCAGAAACACCACUCGCUCCGUACAGCUCUCAUAGGCCGAAAAUGCCUAAAUUCUACUCCUUGCCCAGAACAGGCCAAGAGGAAACUUACAUCGAAAACGGGUACACCCUGGACGAUGAUGACACAGUUGCCCUGUUCACCAAACAACCAUCGACUCAAAACGGUGUGGCUGUCAGAAGGUCAAAACCGCACUCGGAUGAGUCUUCGACACCCGAGUCGCGUUUUUCUGUAUCAGAUUCGGUUCUUAACAUUUCGCAGGAAGAGCUGUUUCUCCUGGGAUCAGUUAAACCGCGCGGCGGAAGGCGAAAGAGGAACGGGCUUUUAAAACAAGCAGCGUCCGAGACUCUUCACAGCACACACCCGAACUUGAAUGGUGUUAACCAGCCGCUAAAGAGUCCACACAAAGACCCUAAUUUUCUUGAGACAAUGUUAUGAUGAGCUUUGAAUUAAAAUCGAUUUUGUUGUAGUAAAGGAUUAAGAAAUGCAAACAAAACGGCGUCAGUGCUAUCGCGGAUCAAUGCCAACAUUUACGGCUUCAGUUUGUCUGAUGUGGUAAGGAUGUGAAAUACGAUCUCAACUAUUUUCGCACGAUAUUACUCUUCGGUUUUCAGCUGCAUGUUGUCAUACCAAGCCCUCUCCGGGUUUUGCAUCUAACAAGCGAGGAGUCACAGAAGCAGUUUACCUGGUAAUACGCCCCGUUUCUGCCACUUGGGGUUGAAUAGAUUGUUUCAAGUUUUUGUAUGUAUAAACAGUAUUAGUUAGGGAUGCAUGCGCGUAACACUCUAAGCCCCAAUGUCCACGUACAAAUUUUCCAGAUUGAACUCCAGACAUUUCCUUAACUAAGUCGCUGAGAGAAUUUGAUAAAAUAUCAAGGCAUUUUUUAUAUUGUGAUCAUUUUACUAAUUCUCAUAACCGUUUUCCUUGAUGAUCUGUGAACAGAUUUGAGGACGAGAAAGAGUACAAGUACGAGAUUUAACUUAAAGUUUUUGCGCGUGUUCUCAAAAAAAGACAACCGGGAAAGCUUCAUUUUACUUUUUUUUUUUUUUCACCAAAAAAGUUUGUACGGUUAUUUAUACUGAAGCAGGUUCAGCCCUUUCCCGAUCGCAAAAUAAUAAAACUUCUCACAUUUGAUAACUUGUUCCCGCCACUACGAAAUUCUCGCUGAAUCCUGUUGUAGAAUGACGACGGCUAUCACGUUUUCCCGCCAAUAUGGUUCACGCGCGUGCACGACUUAGUAUUUGAGGAAAUCUCGUACUCGUAAUCGUACUCGUCCUCGAAUCUAAAGCUCUCUGAUAUUCUUAAGAGAAAGUUGAUGUUGGUCACUGGGACUUAAAGGGUUAAAUAUACUGUAAUAUAUGCCGCUUACGAGAAAACGCCUCCGGUUUAUAUUAUAAACAAAUUAUAAACAGGAUUUAUAUGAACUUGGUGAGAAUGAAAAUGAAAAUGAUGUUAUUACGAUAUGAAAGCAAGAUGAAGUUUUCCAUCGCUUGCCUUUCAGUUUUCUAGUGCACCAAGACUAAAUGAUGCCUCAAAGAUUUUAAGACUAAACUAAAAGGUAAAACGUAAAAAUUUUCUUUCACAGAGAAAGCAAAAAGGACCAUGAAAGUCAAGGAGCGGUUGUUUAGUAACUGUGCGAGUGCUACAGCUAAAGGCCCGGUUAAUACUCUCAACAUUUUUGAGACAUUUGUUGAGGGCCGAAGUUACGAUUAUUUGAGAACCCCUCAGAACAUUGCUGGAACAUGAUGAAAAUUUUAACUUUGCUGCUACAUUUCUUUUUUUCUUGAAGUAUUUGAAGUUGUUUGAGCCGCUCUCACAACUUUUUUUGUACACGCACAAUCGCUCACAGUGUGAUGAUAAACAUGACCAUCUAUUUCUAUUUGUGGAGGGUGUGUUUUGAUUCCUUAGUCCGACGUGGUCUGAACAUUUCCCAACAUUCCCUCGACAAAUGUUGCGAAAUGACUGUUUUCCGUUGAAUAUCAUUACCAGCCCUGUUGUUAUGUGAUAUUCUUAGUAACGUGACAGUCCUUCAAGUAAGAAAUGGACUUUUUUAGGAGAAAAAACCAGAGUCGCCUACACGACGUGAACAUCGUAUUGUUUCCCUCCGUUUUUAUUACGGUCUUUUCUAGUGACAUUUUCAGUUUUUGCGUACAGAUAUACUGUUAGAGAAGUGACUUAUGUAACCUCUUUGGAAUCAGAUAAUAUUUCUCAAAAUUUAAACAAAAUCGUUAUGUGAACAUUCCAUGGCUAUAAAAGUAACCGCUCUGACACUCGUGUAUCAAACUGAUUUUAGAGUUUAAAGCUUAAAAAGUGGCCAUGUGCCGUUAUUUAAUAUAUUAAAUAUUAUUUAUUGCCACAAAAGUUUAGAACAUAUUUAAAGAGAACGUGGGAGGUAAUAUCUAACUUAGAAAAAGUAAUAUAUAACUAAAAGAAAGAUCCUUAGAUCAGUUGCUAAGGUAUAGUAUUAGAUAUUAUAAAGUCUUGUCUUUGAUUAUAUUUAACAAUUUCUUACUUGAUCGUAGUUCUCUCACUUUUAAUACCCGAGCCAUCAUUGCUCAACCCUUUUUAACAUGUAUACUCUGUAAAUAGUUUAACUCGUACUUGGAUACAAAACUUAUGAAAUGUAAGACUGAGAGCGAUCGGUCGCUUGUAUGUACAGUAGAUUAGACAAGUGUACUUUAUUAAAGUUUAAA